This is a messenger RNA of Leptonychotes weddellii (Weddell seal), 630 nucleotides long. The record is from RefSeq and is a predicted model, not a curated record. NCBI's taxonomy places the organism in Eukaryota, Metazoa, Chordata, Mammalia, Carnivora, Phocidae.
AUGUCGGCCAAGAAGGCAGAACUAAAGAAAACGAGCCUGAACAAGAACUAUAAGGCAGUGUGCCUGGAACUGAAGCCAGAGCCGACCAAAACAUAUGACUACAAAGGAGUAAAACAAGAAGGGCCGUUUACCAAACCAGGAGGGACGCACCAGCUAAGGAAUGAACUCAGGGAGGUAAGGGAAGAGCUCAAGGAAAAAAUGGACGAGAUCAAACAGAUAAAGGGCGUAAUGGACAAGGAUUUUGAUAAACUCCAGGAAUUCGUGGAGAUUAUGAAGGAAAUGCAGAAGGAUAUGGAUGAGAAGAUGGAUGUUUUAAUAAAUAUACAGAAGAACAGCAAGCUUCCCCUUAGAAGAGGGCCAAAGGAACAGCAGGAACUCAGGCUGGUAGGAAAAAUAGACACAGACCCACAGCUCCGGCUCAAGAAGAUGGAUGGAGCUGAUGGAACACCACUUUCUCUUCACAAGAAGAUGAUGGCACUAGAAAACCCAAAAAAGGACCCUCUGGAUUCCCUUCAUCAAUGCAGGCCAUGCUGCGAAAAAUGUUUGUUGUGUGCCCUAAAGAACAACUACAAUCAGGGACAUAUCCCUUCAAAGGCCUUAGGCCUUUUCAAGAGUGGGAUGAGCCGGUGA